GUAGGAAGGUUUUCAGAUCUUCACCAGACACUAUUUCAGAAGAUGAGAGCAGAAGGCAUCAGGCUUCAUGAAGAAUUCUUGAAGGUUAUCCCUUGUAAGUAAUUGAUUCACAUUACGUAUUUGAAAUUCUAAUGAGGUGGCAGUGUAGUAAUGAGGAAGAGGUUGUCAUCAGGUUGUCAUUUAUCUCAAGCAGAAAGCAGUGACUCUGGGUGGAAUUUGUCAAGUCGGUGUGAAGAAAUGCCAGCCCCACUUGUGGCUGGUGCAGCAAGGUUGCAGAUUUUAUGUCUUGUAGUGUAACUUGGGGGAGUCCACAGCAGUGUAAGUGUAGGACUAGGACUAGCUACAAUAAAAGUACUUGUAAAACACUUUGUGAGGGAAAAGUAUUGAAAAUUUGUAUGUUUCAAAAAGGGAACAAUGCUAAACCUGUGUUUUCCAUGAAAAAUAACUUGACAAUGUGCUGAUUAGCAGCUUGUGUCACAGAAUCCAAACUUAACAGGUAACUCCUGGCACUCAAGACUUCUUCAGACCAGGACUUACCUUUUAUGAGACGUUUUAACAUUUUGGAAACACUGGGAAUCCUGAGUAGAGGCUGCUUGAGUCUGUGUGGGUGUUGUCAUCUACACUGUUAUUAUUUUGAAUUUAUCAGCUUAUUCUCAAGGAUGUAGCGCCCUGUCAUGAUACUUGUUUUUCUUUACUACAGGACUGUAAUUGGAAAGGUUUCCAAAACCUUUCUGCAUCAGCCAAACAAGACAAUGGUAUAAAAGAAGUUGGAAUUAAACCACUGUUAGACAAUGACCAUUCCUCUUUCAAGGGAAGGCGAUGGAACAAAACCCUUGCAUGUGCACUAAGGGCUGUGUGCCCAAACCUGUUGACACCAAAGAAGAAUGAAUGUCCUGUGUUCCCAUCACUUUUCCAAAGGAAAAAUGCAUGUGCCCAGUAUUUGCCUGCAGAUGCUGCACCAGGUAUUUACAAGGCACCUAUCACCUUGGUACCUAAGCAGUUUGAGAAAUGCACCCACCCCAGGAGGGAUGAUGAGAUACAGACAGAGGCCCAGGUCCAGAGCAGCAGAGGCAGGGCCUGGGAUGCUCCCCCGCUGUGUUCCCGCUGUUGUUGAGCUCCUGGCCCACUUGUUGUGGCCAAGGGACAUCUCCACCCACCUGUCUGUCAGCAGGAAGAGACGGUGCCCCAGCCCUCCUGUGCAGCUCCGCUGGUGGGGAGUCUGAAAAGGAAAGAUAAUGGAAAAGGCAACGAUCCGGUAGCAGAGGUGAAACAGGAAUGGUGGGAUUUCAAAAGGAGGGCUUCUUAAAGAGCAGCACAUCUCAGGGGAGGGAUCAGCUGCCAGUCCAAGUGGCAGAUGUCACUGGGGAGCAAGAUGGGGAGGUUCCUGGAUCCUCGGGGCAAGCCAGCCAUCACCGAGGGAGCUCGCUGUCCACGCCGGCCGAAGAACAGGAAUCCUCGGUGCCUGCCUCUGACGAAGACUCGCCAGCCAGGACCACAGAGAGCUGGCAGUGGCCGCUGUCCUCGUCUGAAACGCACAGCAACGUUGGGGAGGAUUUUGAGGGAUUUCAAACGCCGGUGCGGACUCCGGAGUGCACCAUGGACAUACAGUCUCCCGGGGAUCAGUCACUCAGUAGGACUCCUCAGUUUGAAAGUGACUCUCCUGAGGAGGAGGGAAAUGAUGAGAUGAAUGAAGAGCGCUGCGGUGUUGAGCCUGUCCCUAGGGAUCGGGGUUGGAGAGGGCAGCCCCAGCUAACAGAGGGAGAGAAGCUGUUGAUGGAAACCAACAGUAGGAUUGUGCAGCUGCUGGAAAAUAUCAAGAGGGAGCAUGCACAGUCCAUGGGUCUCAUGUCCCAGUCCAUGGGCCGUAUGGAGCUGCAGCUGGGCAUUGUGGCUACCUCCACAAGAGCCAUCCAUAACUACCUGUCAGAGAUUUUAGCUUUCCUCAAGCAGCCAAGGACGCAGGUCCUCGAAACACGCAUUUCCCAAAGAGCCACCCCCCAUGUCGAGUUGACAUGUGCCUCGACAUGGACUGGUGAGGACGCAGUGGCAUCCUCCACUGUGUGCUUACCAGGGGCUGAAGGGACGAGCGACUCUCGCGACCCGCCGCAGGCCACCCUGCCUUGUCGCAGUGGCCGGCUGCAGAGAGCCAUAACCGAGAGGGCCUCGCUGCCCAUGCCUCCACGCCAGGCAAAAGGGGGAGGGAAGAAAAAAUAACCACUCCAUAGGAUUUUUAGAGUUUUUUUUAAUGUGCCUGUCCUUUUAAUUCUUAGCCAUAAGGCCAUCGGUGGCAGAGUUCAACCAUUUCCUACAUUGGCUAACAUUGUAUUCUGGCUGACUAGAUUAGUCUAACAUUUUGUAGUUUAUAUUUGCACUGUUAACGAUGUGUGCUGCUGGUAUUUGAAGAACAUUUGCCUCUGUUCUUUCACUUUAACUUCAUACGAGCAUUUUUUUACUCUGUGCCAGGCAUUCAUUGCUUUUCUUACAAAUACAAGUCAUUUCUUGA
This is a messenger RNA of Parus major (Great Tit), 2503 nucleotides long. RefSeq lists its product as uncharacterized. The record is from RefSeq and is a predicted model, not a curated record. Lineage: Eukaryota; Metazoa; Chordata; Aves; Passeriformes; Paridae. The coding region runs from base 1276 to 2214 and encodes 312 amino acids. The transcript has 5 exons.